Molecule: messenger RNA, 1041 nt
Organism: Lycium barbarum (goji berry)
Lineage: Eukaryota; Viridiplantae; Streptophyta; Magnoliopsida; Solanales; Solanaceae
Product: probable polygalacturonase At3g15720
Exons: 9
Coding region: 1-1041 (346 amino acids)
Biological process (GO): carbohydrate metabolic process
Molecular function (GO): polygalacturonase activity
Source: RefSeq, a predicted model, not a curated record
AUGGGCAGCAUUGUCCUACCAGGUGGAAAGUUAUUCUUAUUGAGCCCUAUAUUAUUUCAAGGCCCUUGCAACUCUCCCAUUGUUAAACUGCAGGUUUCAGGGAAUAUAACGGCACACACAAAUUCAACCAAAUGGGUAGGGUGUGAAAAUAAUAGUUGGCUUUAUUUCAGUAGCGUAUCUGGUCUCAUCAUCAGCGGCACUGGACACAUUAAUGGCCAAGGUGCUUCCUGGUGGAACAUCGCAAAUCCUCUUCAUAAGGUUGUCAAGGGGACUUGCGACAGGCCAACGGCGAUACGCUUUAAUUUUUGUAAUGAUCUUCAAUUGAAUGGAGUGAACCUGGUUGAUAGUCCAAGAAAUCAUAUUAGCAUCACAUUUAGCAAAAGGGUAACUAUCUCCCAUAUCACUAUAAGUGCACCUGAAGAUAGUCCCAACACUGAUGGUAUUGACAUCUCUACUUCUCAUCAAGUUCACAUUUUGGAUUCCACCAUUCAAACAGGUGAUGAUUGUAUUGCGAUCAAUUUGGGAUGUUCUAAUAUCAAUAUUACUGGUAUUUCAUGUGGACCAGGACAUGGUAUAAGUGUAGGAAGCCUAGGAGUUAAUGGGACUUUUGCUACUGUGGAGAAUAUCAAUGUAGCACAUUGCACCCUCCAAGGAACCCAAAAUGGUGUAAGAAUCAAAACAUGGCAGGGUGGUAUGGGGUUUGCUAGAUUUAUAAAUUUUGAAAAUAUCAAUCUCACAGACGUUAGAAAUCCCAUCAUUAUAGACCAAUUCUAUUGCAACGGCGCUCAUGAUUGUGGAAUUAAGCCAAAUGCAGUCCAAGUGAGUCAUGUGACAUACAUGGAUGUUUUUGGGACAACACCAAGCAAGAUAGCAAUAAAUCUAAAUUGCAGCGACAACAGCACAGCUUGCACCAACUUAUUGUUUCAUCAAAUUAACAUAACCUCAGCUUUGCCUCAAAAACAAACUCUUGCAGCUUGUCAUAAUGCUCAUGGACAAGUUGGCAAUUCAAGUUUACCCCCAAUAACAUGCUUGAAACCAUAA